UAACCUCCAAUCAAAUUGCUAAAAUUACAUGAUGCAAAAAUAAAAAUCUGCUCUAGAGAAAAAAAAUUGUAUUUUCAUUCAUAGAUUCCUUUCCAGAUUAUUUGAAUUAAUUAAGUUAUUGUACACAAAAAGCGCUAUAAGGUCAAUUAUUCAUUGUAAAGGGCAGUGUGUCUUCAAAACACAAGCUCUGUGAAACCUUGACUGCCCUCCAGUGGUUAACUUGGAAAUAAACAAGGAACUUGAGGCCUUCACACACAAACCCUCAACAUCUUCCACUAAUUGAAGCAAGAAACAUUAACAAAUUAGUUUCUUUGCUAUGAUAUAUUAUGUACAGACUUUUGCGUAAGUGUGUGUAGCUGCGAAGCUCCUCCCCUCAUACACAUGUAAUAUACAGAAUGCAGGAAGUAUUUUUUACAGGAAGUAAACACAGCACUCUUUGACAGAACUCUAUGUAUUUGCCUGUUUUGUACAACAAAGGGCAAUGUACAUUAUACAGGACCUUUCAGAUCACUUACUGGAGGAGAUGAGGACAUCCUUUAGUUUAUAUUCUUAUAGUAGAUGCCUGCUACCAAACAACGGUGAGUCUUUAAAAGUGAAAGUUAACUGAUUCCUAACAGUGGGGCAUUACGAGUGUGACUGAGAAAAUGGCCUCCCGACGGUCUCUCCUGUCCUGCGUGCUUAAACAUCUUCAGUGAUCCUGUCCUGCUAUCAUGUAGCCACAGCUUCUGUAAAGCCUGUCUACAGGAGUACUGGAGACUGAGAGGAUCUCAGGAAUGUCCCGUUUGUAGGGAAGUAUUUUCAAUGGGUAAUCCACUCUGUAACCGGGCUCUAAAGAACCUGUGUGAAGCUGUCUUAAAGGAAAGGAGUCAGACCGUUUCAGACGGGUCUGAGGUUCUCUGCAGUCUGCAUGGUGAGAAACUCAAGCUCUUCUGUAUGGAGGAUCAAGAGCCCAUUUGUGUGGUUUGUCGUGAUUCAAGGAAACAUAAAAAGCAUGACUGCAUCCCCAUACAGGAAGCUGUACAGGAACAAAAGGUGAAACUCAAGACUAUAUUGAACCCCCUAAAAGAUAAACUGAGGCUUCUUAAUGAAAUCAAACUCACCUGUUCUAAAACAGCAAAACAUAUCAAGAUCCAAGCCCAGUACACAGAAAGGCAGAUUACGGAGCAGUUUAAAAAGCUGUACCAGUUUCUGCGAGAGGAAGAGGCCGCCAGGAUAGAUGCAGUGAGGAUGGAAGAGAACUACAAGGCCUCUGUGAAAAGAGCCCAGCACCCACUGCCGGAUGCAGAGAGGGUUUCCGGAGCGCUGAUAGAAGUGACCAAACACCUGGGCAACCUGCAGUUCAGAGUCUGGGUGAAGAUGCAAGGGAUUGUUCAUUACACUCCUGUAAUCCUGGACCCCAAUACUGCAGGCAAACGUCUCAUUCUGUCUGAGGACUUGACCAGUUUAAGGGAUGCUGAUAGAGCACUACAGCUUCCUGACAACCCAGAGAGGAUUGAUGGAUGUGUUCUAGGCUCUGAGGGUUUUAACUCAGGAACACACAGCUGGGAUAUUGAGAAUUUGGAUGGUCACUAUUGGGCUGUAGGUGUGACUAUUAGGCCUGUUGGCAUGCAUAGUGAUUGUAGCGGUAUGCCAAAUGAAUCCUGGGGUGUUUGGACUACUUGUGAUGUAUACCUAGAAAUGUCCCCACAGCCAAAUCUCUAUCGCCUGACAGUAGAUCACUUUCCCCAAAAGAUUAGAGUGCAUCUGGACUGGGCCAAGGGAAAGCUGUCAUUCUUUGACCUUGAUAAAAACACACACAAUCACACACACCUUCACAAAGACAGUCUACCCUAUAUUUCAUCAUGAUAAAACAUUGAGGAUCUUACCAGUGAAGACCAGUGUGACAACAGUUAAAUACAGCACAAACUGAUAUAGUUUAACUGCCACAACACUGUUUCUUAGCACUCUACUCAGUCAUUUACAUUACAUUUUACAUUUAAGUCAUUUAGCAGACGCUCUUAUCCAGAGCGACUUACAAAUUGGUGCAUUCACCUUAUGACAUCCAGUGGAACAGCCACUUUACAAUAGUGCAUCUAAAUCUUUU
Molecule: messenger RNA, 2083 nt
Organism: Oncorhynchus keta (chum salmon)
Lineage: Eukaryota; Metazoa; Chordata; Actinopteri; Salmoniformes; Salmonidae
Product: E3 ubiquitin-protein ligase TRIM35-like
Exons: 6
Coding region: 802-1845 (347 amino acids)
Molecular function (GO): zinc ion binding
Source: RefSeq, a predicted model, not a curated record